This is a messenger RNA of Patella vulgata (common limpet), 1803 nucleotides long. Its product is annotated as fibrinogen beta chain. NCBI's taxonomy places the organism in Eukaryota, Metazoa, Mollusca, Gastropoda, Patellidae. The coding region runs from base 56 to 1060 and encodes 334 amino acids. The transcript has 3 exons. The record is from RefSeq and is a predicted model, not a curated record.
CGUCAACUUUAAACGGUUAUUACACAAAUCUUAGAACUAUUUUUUUUAUACAACUAUGCGAUUAUUACUUCUAUGGAUAGUUAUUGAGGUGGCCUGCAAUGUUGAACAUCGGCAGUUUUCGUUUUACACGAAAACUUCAACUUUGGUUAACAGAUGUUCUGGAACAUCGUUGAUAGCCAGUGUCGAAACUGUGAACAUUCUUGAUUGUGCAUCGAUUUGUUUCCACGAAUUUCACUGUAGACGCUUUUCGUAUUGUUCUGCUGAUUCCUCUUGUAAAUUAUUCCGAGACGGUACAGACUGUGUAACAGCUGGCAAUGGUAAUACUUGUUCUUGUUAUAGGAAGAACAUUGGUCGCAAGCCGUCUAUGGUGACAUGUCCAUUGGGGUACCAUGGUGAAAGCUGCCAACAUAUAAUCAAAGAUUGUACAGAAGGGUUCGACAGAGGAUGGAAUAUCAGCGAUGUAAGCAAAGCUUUAGUUUACAUUCAACCAACAGCCUCGUUGGAACCAUUUGAAGUUUUCUGUGAUUUGAAACAUGUAAGCGGUACUAUCAUCUUGGAACGAAAUAAUAACUGUUCUGACGAAAACUUCAACCGAUCUCGGACUGAAUAUGAAAAGGGUUUUGGAGAAGUCAGCAAAAACCAAUGGAUCGGUUUUAAUAAAUUAUUAGCGAUGAUUGAGAAUAGGCCUGGGUUUAAUUUUACCAUACAAAUUGCUCUUAAAGAUGAAGAUGGGAACUCGUGCAACAAUUUCUAUAGGGGACUGAAACUUGAAAACUCAUCGAAUGGUUACUCUAUUUCGUUCGUUAGUAAUGACACCAAUUCCUGUGGCGAUUCUUUUGUAGAUGGACGCCCAUUCUCUACGUAUGAUGCUGAUUACACCGAUUACCAGUGUGCUACGAGAUUCGGGGGUGGGUGGUGGUUUGCCAAUCAACCUAAUUGUACGAAGGGUUUCCUUACCGGUAGCAUGAAAGGAUCAACAACAGACAAUUUCUGGUAUGGCAGUUUCGAUAAUAGAGUCCUGCGAAGGGCAACGAUGUGGUUAAUUGGUAGUAUUAUAUGAGUGGACACUGAAACACUGUGUAUUUGUUUGAUGAUAUACUGGAGUCUGUUAGAUGGUGUAUUUGUUGAUAGUAUAUUUGCAAAGUUUUCUUUGACUAAAUGAUUUUAGAAUUUUGGAGGUUGUUGAGCAUUUCCCGUUCUUUGCACAUAUUUGUUGGCGAUUUAGAGGUCAUCUGAUCUGGAUAAACUUUGGUACCAAAUAAUUAUAAUGCUGUAAGGAUCAGAAAUGUCAUCUGAAUAUUUCUGGGCCAUCUGAUAUACAUAUAAUAUAUACAUCCCCUUGUUAUCGAUUUCUGUAUUGUGACUCUGCCCGGACAGUCGAUCCUACUACUGACGUUUACUAUAACUGUUUAUGGUCCGAUAAGUAACUCCCUUAAAUUGAUAUAUUAAGAAAUAGUUGUUUUUCAAACAUAAAUAAUUGUAAAACCCAAUGAUAGAAAUAUUGUAAAACAUGGAAUAUCUAGCACAAUGAAUGUUAAACGCGCAUUUCAAUUUAGAGACGCUAGAAGAUGACCUUAAAAUAUAUGUGAAUAUAGCUAUUAGUGAUAAAGAUUUAAACUAUGGAAUAACGUGAAUAGAUGAUACAAUAAAUUGGCUAACAAAAUGUAUGUUUAUUUACAUUUUGGUGUACUGCCAGGUUGUAAUGUAAAUACUAACUAUAUAUACAAAGCUAUAAUCAUGGUGUAAAUUGUAAAAUAUUGCAAAAUUAUAUAAAAAUGUCUGUGGUUGGUGAUUAAAAUACAC